This is a messenger RNA of Ricinus communis (castor bean), 1415 nucleotides long. RefSeq lists its product as uncharacterized. The coding region runs from base 123 to 929 and encodes 268 amino acids. Lineage: Eukaryota; Viridiplantae; Streptophyta; Magnoliopsida; Malpighiales; Euphorbiaceae. The record is from RefSeq and is a predicted model, not a curated record. The transcript has a single exon.
UCACUGCCCCUUUUCCACACAAUUCUGAAUCCUCAAUGAGACUUUGUAACUAAGAAAAGCACCUGCAAAACUCCCUCCAAAUUAGAAAAGCCCUAAAAUAUUUUCUUCAACUUCAGAAAAUAAUGGAUAUACUAAGCAAGGCUAAGAAUAUUCAAGCCAUGAAUAGUUACAAGACUCAGUUUCUUCACAAUCUCAUCAUUCAUUUACUUUCAGUUAUUGCAUUGACAUGUAGUGUAUUUUGUUUCUACCCUUAUUGGUUUCCCUCCUUGUAUUCCUCCAUCAAGGAAUUUCAAUUUCUUUCCCUUCCAAAUACUUGCACUUCCAUUUUUAGUCCUAAGUGCUUGUUUGUAGUGGUUAAUAUCAUUGUUGUCUUUCUGGUUGGAGAAUCAAAACUUGUUGGCUCACACUCAUCAUCUCCAACAAACAAAAUCUACGAUGAGUAUGUUCAAAGAAGUAGAAGCCUUAAAGGAAUCUCAACUCUUCUUCAAGAAAAGGCAGUGCAAAGCAAAUUGGACCUGAAUCUUGAUGAAGACAAAAGGGUUUGUACUAUUGUUCAAGAAGAAGAAGAAGUGAAAGAGGAGGUCAAAGAAGUCAUCGAUGGAUCAUCAUUAAUAGAGGAAGAGGAAAAGGAAGAAUUUCAGGAAGCUCAAGAAGAAGCUGAAGUACCUGAGGAAGAUCAAGAUCAAGAAGCUGGUGUUAAAUUAGGAAAUCAAGCUCAAGAUCAAGAAGCUGAAGUUAAAGAAAUUGAAGUUGCAUUAACAGAAGAGGAUAAAGAUCAGAAGGAAAAAGGUAGUGAAGAAGAGACUGACUGGCCAGCUGAGGAACUAAACAGAAGAGUGGAAGAGUUCAUUGCUAGGGUUAACAGACAAAGGUGGCUUGAAGAAGCAAGGUUGUUAGAAUCAAGGUUAUUAGUCUGCUGUUCUGCUUGAUUAAUUAAUUGUAUCAUAAUAUCAUUAAUUAAAUUAGGGGCAAAUAAGUCAUGGAAUUAAUAUUAUAUCUGCUUAAGCCAUUGCUGGUUAUUGUUAUUUUCAUGAUAAAUCUAGCAAUUCUUCCUAUAUAUAUAUAUAUAUAUAUAUAUAUUCUCUGUGUGUCUUAAUUCAAAAAGAAAUGUUAUUCAUAAAUAUGGCUUUAUAUGCAUGUACAUGUUAAUCUAACCAUAGAGGUGACUUUACAUGUACAUCUUAGAAUUAGAAAAAAAACAAAACAAAAAACAAUUAAUACAACGUGAAUUACACAAUUCUAUCAUUUGCAAAGAUGGCACUAAAUACUGUAAAAUAUAUGACAAGUCUGUUUUGUCCCAGGAGUCCCCAAUUGAGCUUGAUAUCAAAUGGGGAAAAUUUAAUUAGCACUUCUUGACAAGAAAAGUAAAAACUGAUAAAAGAAAUAUGAUCAGAAACAUGGGAAGUUCUCUGACA